UUCUCCAGAUCAUAUACUUGGGAUAAGAGGGCGAAAAUGAACUUCAAAUACGUGUUUGUUUUGUGCUUUUUACUUCAGCUGAAAUACGCAGAUUCCAGUCUAACAGUGCAGGCUGAGCCUGGUGCCGUGGAGGUCGGCGUCACUGACUCACUUAAUGUCACCUGCGUCUACAGCCACGAGAACUCCACUUUAGACAUCGUGACUCUGGUCUCCCUGACCUUGACCCUGUCCAACGAUGCAGGUCUGACCUUCAAAGACCUGGCAACCAUCUACAACUACCCCGAAAACCUAACCAACCACAUCAGCGACGACAAUUUUACAACUUCCGGUUUUCUUGACCCGCAGCAGAGGUCAGAGUUCAGCCUGAAGUGGUUGAAACCGUCACUUCACGAGACCGGUCAGUACAAGUGUAUCGCCACUGGCCUUGACCGUGUUGGUCGUUACGUAACAAUUUCUGCUUUUCUUGACGUCACGGAAUCUGAUCGAAUCAAACAGCUAGAACAUCGAUUAAACACCUUAGAAACAGUUUUGACGACACUGAACAACACGCUGUCUGAGAGGGUAGCACGGCUUGAGUACAUCCAACACACUGUGGGCGACGUUCUCUUUAGCCACUCGUUUGUACACAACAAUAAGGCGUACUCACUGACCCGCCAGCUCUACAGGAACAUCGACGUGGCCCGGCUAGCCUGUCAGCUGUACGGAGGCUACCUGGUCGAGCUGGACGACGCUGGGGAGUACACUGCCCUGGUCAACUUCCUGUCCACCUUCACUCACAUGGACGGUGUCUUCAUCUCUGGCACUGACGAGGGCAGCGAGGGAGUGUGGUACCAGUUCCAGAGCGGACAACUCAUGCCGUUCCUCGAUUGGGGUCCCACGGCGCCCAACGGAGGGGGCGUCCAGAACUGUGUUGUCAUGUGGAGGGUGGAGGGCUGGAAGAUGUUCGAUGACCCGUGUUACAACAACACCGGUAACCUGCAUGCAGUCUGCGAGGUGCCACUAGCUGUCCAGCCAUAGGAAGCUGAUGAUGCACUUGUUAGAAUCUUUUAGAUGUGUAGAAUCGUGUACUGAUAACACAGCUAGCAAUUGUUAGCUUGCUUUAGUGGACAACGUACAGGAAGUAAAUGUUGCAGUAGGAAGAAGUUCAGUAAUAUAUUGUAUGGAAGUGUACUAUUACAAAUAAACACUAAACUGUCAUGUAACAUUAGCACGUGAUUUAUUGUCAAACUUUUCCAAAAUAUUUUUCCUCAUUACAUUUUAUUAUUCAUUCUUUUCUUGCACUGAUUUAAAAUAAUUUUAAAAUCUUGACACAAAUGUAACUACAAAUUAAAUGUAUUAAAACUUAACUAUUGAAAACAAACUAAAAAUUGAAAAAUAUUGAAAAUAAACUACAUUUUGAAAAACUAAAUAUAGAAAACAAACUAAAUAUUGACACUAAAUUUUAGACGAACUAAUUUUCGGACAUAAACUAAAGGUUGGACAUAAAAAGCUGAACAUAUUCUAUAAAUGGAAUACAAAAGUGGAAUACAAUCAGUCUUAUGUUUAAAAAUGUUUGCAUCUUUAUUUUUAAAAAUAUGAAAAACAUGCAAAUAUGUACAGUAAAAUAGUUAAAACCUUGACAUUUGAUUUGUUCUUUGUCUUUUAAUGUUAAAAAUUCAAAUAAAUGAAAAAUCAUUCACUCAGUUU
Messenger RNA from Physella acuta, 1686 nucleotides. RefSeq lists its product as uncharacterized. Gene Ontology annotation, biological process: ossification. The record is from RefSeq and is a predicted model, not a curated record. Gene Ontology annotation, molecular function: growth factor activity. NCBI's taxonomy places the organism in Eukaryota, Metazoa, Mollusca, Gastropoda, Physidae.